This is a messenger RNA of Aphanomyces astaci, 1123 nucleotides long. RefSeq lists its product as hypothetical. The record is from RefSeq and is a predicted model, not a curated record. NCBI's taxonomy places the organism in Eukaryota, Oomycota, Saprolegniomycetes, Saprolegniales, Verrucalvaceae. The transcript is spliced from 7 exons. The coding region runs from base 5 to 1087 and encodes 360 amino acids.
CGACAUGUUGCGCACGCCGGUAGCCCAUGCCGAAAUGAACGACGCCAUUGCGUUCCUACAGCGCCAGAUCGACGGCCUAAAGUCGAAGGAACCACAAUGCAUUGAAGAGCUAGAUGCAGCCAUAGACUCCCCCGACGUAUCCAUGGAGGAUUUGCUUGUGUUCGACAAGGGCCAGUUCCCAUUGACACGCGAGUUGUGGAACACCAUUGGGCCAAAGGUACCACCAGCGCUUGUACAGGCAUACCACGAGUACAAAGCACUACGACAAUUGGCAGCGUCCUCGGCACCCCAUGACAGAGUCGACCACGACUCGAUGGUACCGUCGACGCCGACUGCAUCCGUUAAAAACGACGAAGUCGAUGGGGACAGUACGCCUAUUCCCGCCGAGGUCUCGUCGACACCGUUGCCCGCUCCACCUCGGACGGUUGAAGAGGACGACACCGCGACAGUCGCGACCACGACCUCGCAUCCACCACGCACUUCCACUCGCAUUCGAUCAAAGCAGCUAGAACCGCCGCCGCCACCGCCAUCGCCAUCGCCGUCAACCCGCGCGACGUCCGUGGCCGAGAAUCACGACGAAGAAGAAGACCCAGAUAGCGAGUCCGACAUGCACGCGCCCCUGGUGAACCUACGGAAACGACCUCCCCUCCAGGUGGACGAUCGUGACAAUGAUGACACGCCAAACGAUGACGACGGUGACGACAGCGGUGACGACGCCGACUCUGCGUCGUCCACCAAGCAGUCCAAGUCUAAACGUCAAUUGGGCAAACUCGGUCGUCCGCGCAAAGGGGCGCCGGCUCGGGGGUCGGCUGUCCGCGCGUCGGCUCGCCAGGUGUCCAAGCCAUCCACGGAUGACGACAAUAUCACAUCCUCCCCAUCGAAACCAUCGGUAGCUGCCGCCAGUCGAAGCCGCAAAAAGAAGGCCGCCGCUGAACCAAUCACGCAGCAGGAUGAAACGACUCCCACGAGACGCAAGUCGGCGCGACGGGCAGCCGCGUCGGCCGCCGCCGCCGCCGCCCCGCCCCCUCCGACAAAGACUGCGACCCAGCGCAAGAAGAAACACCAUCACGACCACAGCGACGGAUAGAAGAAUAAUCCGUAGAUAAUAAAGUAUUACCCAUCU